Messenger RNA from Pocillopora damicornis (cauliflower coral), 1412 nucleotides. RefSeq names its product reticulon-1-A. Gene Ontology annotation, cellular component: endoplasmic reticulum membrane; axon. Lineage: Eukaryota; Metazoa; Cnidaria; Anthozoa; Scleractinia; Pocilloporidae. The record is from RefSeq and is a predicted model, not a curated record.
ACUCGAAGCUUUUUUGGCUUUGAUAACGGCUCUCUCUUCAUACGGGACGACUGGAUGUAACAGGGGCUCGAAGGAUACCAUCUAUAGCGGAAGCUGAGAGGGCAGUGAAUAUUUAAUGAUCCAGGUGACAGCUGCAAAGAUUGGAUUUCCAUAUUGUAGCCGAAGUACAAACACGAUCCCAACAGCCGAGGAUAAUUCGAGAUUGUGCCAACUGGAUUUGAGUUCCCCCGAGCCGGCUAUGGAUGUAAAGGACAUUUUAUUAUGGCGAGAUGUCAAAGUGACUGCAAUUGUAUUUGUCAGCGGGUUUGUCCUCCUGAUCUGCAUGACACAGUUUAGUGUGGUCAGCGUUCUUACCAACAUAGCACUGGUUUGCCUCGCUCCCAUGCUCGCCUUGCGACUGCUGAUGACUGCAAGAUCUGCAUUUCUCAGAAGUGAAUUUGAGCAUCCUCUCAAGGCGUAUUUAUCUAGGGACAUAGAAGUUUCCAAAGAUAAGGCGGAUCUUGUCGGUGAGAAAGUUUCUGGGUUUGCUGUAGCCAUGACGACAAAGCUAAGAGCACUCUUUUUAGUGGAUGAUCUGCCAGCUUCACUGAAGCUGCUAGUAGCCUUGUAUGUUCUCUCUUACGUGGCUCAGUGGUUCAGUGGAAUUACUUUGACAUUCAUGGCAUUUAUUGGAGCCUUUACAAUUCCAAAGAUUUACGACAUGUACGAAACGGAGAUCAAUUCGUGCUUGGGUAAAAUCAAAAGUGCUGUAGAAGACGCAACAGGAAAAAUUGCUUCUAAAAUGCCAAAAGGAACGACGAAUCCUGCCAGCAAGGAAACUCAAGAAGACAACGACAAGAAAGCAUCAUGAAUGAAAUAAUUCACUGAACGCUUUUGAAAUUAGUAGGAUAAUGUUUUAAAUAUUAGGAAUUGUUUUUUACAUUUCUGGUUUUAUUUUCUUGUAUUAAUUCUUCCACUCUGACAUUUUCCAUCAAAUUUAUUUUUUCCUUGUAUUUAUCUAGUCGUUUAUUUUUGUUUAUUUAUCAUUUAUAUAGAUAUCGGAAUAUUUUAUUUGUUUUCAUUGUUGGACUAUUUAAAAGUUAACAAACUAUUCGUUGACUCAGUUUCAUUCCCGGGGCAGCUCUGUUUCUCGUAGUCAGCAGGGCUUGGAAAAGACAUUGUUCAAUGCUUUACAUGCCCAGGCCUACAUGGAGCGAAUAUGCACCAAACUUGUAGAAGCUGUUUGUCUUUAAAAGGUUUUAUCUUAAAAUACUUGCGUCCAAAACAUUGAAACAGUUCUGCUGUUUUUUCCUCAAACUAAGGUCAAGAGCGCACUGAUAAAACCUCAAAACUGUGGUCCUAACUUAUACCUUUAUUGAAGGGGAAUGAAAACUAAGUUGAAUAAAUGAUCUUGGAUGAGCAACGAACACUAA